Molecule: messenger RNA, 354 nt
Organism: Cryptosporidium ubiquitum
Lineage: Eukaryota; Apicomplexa; Conoidasida; Eucoccidiorida; Cryptosporidiidae
Exons: 3
Coding region: 1-354 (117 amino acids)
Source: RefSeq, a predicted model, not a curated record
AUGCCCAACUUCCAAACACCUAUUAGGAACGUCGAAUUAAAAGAAAGAAAGAGAAUUAGCUAUUCUUUAAGUAACAACAGAAAGCAGAAUUUGCAAAAGUUAAUCAAUGAAAGGAGUAAUCUUGAAAAAAAUGAAGCAAUUAACAAAUUAGGUGGUGUUUUAAAGGCUACAUCUAUUGAAAGCCAAAUAGUCUGCUUAGAAAGAGAUCAAUUGGUUGAUUUAAUAUUGGUUGCAUGUGCCGAUUAUCCCGAGUUUUGUAAAAAAAUUCACUGUCAUCUAUUAAAAAUAUUCAUUAGCUCAAUAUUUCAACAUAUUACUAAAGUAAUACAUAAACUCUUCAUAAUAUACAUUUAA